Messenger RNA from Propithecus coquereli (Coquerel's sifaka), 1585 nucleotides. It is a transcript of the gene CYP1A2, whose product is annotated as cytochrome P450 1A2. Gene Ontology annotation, biological process: hormone biosynthetic process; progesterone metabolic process. Gene Ontology annotation, molecular function: heme binding; steroid 17-alpha-monooxygenase activity; iron ion binding. The transcript is spliced from 6 exons. Bases 4 to 1554 code for a protein of 516 amino acids. The record is from RefSeq and is a predicted model, not a curated record. NCBI's taxonomy places the organism in Eukaryota, Metazoa, Chordata, Mammalia, Primates, Indriidae.
CAGAUGGCAUUGUCCCAGGCUGUUCCCUUCUCAGCCACAGAGCUUCUCCUGGCGUCUGCCGUCUUCUGCCUGGUAUUCUGGGUGGUCGGGGCCUCGAGGCCUCAGGUCCCCAAAGGCCUGAAGAGCCCACCAGGGCCGUGGGGCUGGCCCCUGAUCGGGCACGUGCUGACCCUGGGGAAGAGCCCGCACGUGGUGCUGGCCAAGAUGAGCCAGCGGUACGGGGACGUGCUGCAGAUCCGCAUUGGCUCCACGCCCGUGCUGGUGCUGAGCGGCCUGGACACCAUCCGGCAGGCCCUGGUGCGGCAGGGUGACGACUUCAAGGGCCGGCCUGACUUCUACAGCUUCACCCUGGUCUCUGAUGGCCAGAGCCUGACCUUCAGCCCAGAUUCCGGACCGGUGUGGGCUGCCCACCGGCACCUGGCCCAGAAUGCCCUCAGCGCCUUCUCUAUCGCCUCCGACCCGGCUUCCUCGUCCUCCUGCUACCUGGAGGAGCAUGUGAGCAAGGAGGCUGAAGCCCUAAUCAGCAAGUUCCAGGAGCUGAUGGCAGGGGCUGGGCACUUUGACCCCUACAGCCAGGUGGUGGUGUCGGUGGCCAAUGUCAUUGGUGCCAUGUGCUUCGGGCAGCACUUCCCCCAGGGCAGUGAGGAGAUGCUGAGCAUCGUGAGGAACAGCCAUGAAUUCGUGGAGUCCGCCACCUCUGGGAACCCCGUGGACUUCUUCCCCAUCCUUCGCUACCUGCCCAAUCCCGCCCUGCAGAGGUUCAAAGACUUCAACCAGAGGACCCUGCGGUUUGUGCAGAAAACAGUCCGGGAGCACUAUCAGGACUUCGACAAGAACAGUGUCCAGGACAUCACCGGCGCCCUGUUCAAGCACAGAGAGAUGGGCUCCAGAGCCAGCAGUGACCUCAUUUCCCAGGAGAAGACAGUCAACCUUAUCAACGACCUCUUCGGAGCCGGGUUUGACACGGUCACAACAGCCAUCUCCUGGAGCCUUAUGUACCUUGUGACCAAGCCUGAGAUACAGAGAAAGAUCCAGAAGGAGCUGGACGCGGUGGUCGGCAGGGCGCGGCGGCCCCGGCUGUCUGACCGGCCCCGGCUGCCCUACAUGGAGGCCUUCAUCCUGGAGACCUUCCGACACGCCUCCUUCGUCCCUUUCACCAUCCCCCACUGCACAACAAAGGACACGACACUGAAUGGCUUCUACAUUCCCAAAGAAUGCUGUGUCUUCAUAAACCAGUGGCAGGUCAACCACGACCAGGGGGUAUGGGGGGACCCAUCUGCCUUCCGGCCUGAGCGAUUCCUCACUGCUGAAGGCACGGCCAUCCACAAGCCCGUGAGUGAGAAGGUGAUGCUCUUUGGCCUGGGCAAGCGCCGCUGCAUCGGGGAGGUCCUGGCCAGGUGGGAGGUCUUCCUGUUCCUGGCCAUCCUGCUGCAGCAGCUGGAGUUCAGCGUGCCACCAGGCCUGCACGUGGACCUGACCCCCAUCUAUGGGCUGACCAUGAAGCACCCCCGCUGCGAGCACGUCCAGGCACGGCUGCGCUUCUCCAUCCAGUGAAGAAGGCACCACCAUGUCGCCCAGGCUGAGC